Molecule: messenger RNA, 3817 nt
Organism: Scomber japonicus (chub mackerel)
Lineage: Eukaryota; Metazoa; Chordata; Actinopteri; Scombriformes; Scombridae
Gene: arhgef7b
Product: Rho guanine nucleotide exchange factor (GEF) 7b
Exons: 21
Coding region: 27-2429 (800 amino acids)
Biological process (GO): intracellular signal transduction
Molecular function (GO): protein binding; guanyl-nucleotide exchange factor activity
Source: RefSeq, a predicted model, not a curated record
UGUUUUAUGACAUUAGAGACUCAGGCAUGAAUUCAGCCGAACAGACGGUAACCUGGCUCAUAACGCUGGGGGUCCUGGAGUCUCCCAAGAAAAGCAUCUCUGAUCCAGAAGCUUUCCUUCAGACGUCCCUGCAGGAUGGAGCCGUGUUGUGCAGGCUGCUGGAGCGACUCCGACCCGGGACGGUGGACAAAUUUUUCCAGGAACCGAGGAGCGACAGCGAGUGUCAGAAGAACAUUACCGAGUUUAUUAGCGGCUGCGGGGCUUUCGGUGUGGAGCCUUUUGAGGUCAAUGACCUCCUGCAGGGACUAAACUUCUCCAAGGUCCUAAACUCCUUGGUCGCCCUCAACAAAGCGACUGAAGAUUUAGGCGUUCCUGGAGACGGCGUGUGUGUGCCGCACUCGUCAACGUUGAGGAUCAAGUCGUUUGAUUCUCUGAACACUCAGAGUCGCUCCUCCAAACUGCUGCAGCCUCAGUACCGCAGCCUGGACAUGUCUGAAGGCAGUGGGUGUGGCCAUGUGCUGGUCAAGGCCCGCUUUGCCUUCCAACAGACCAAUGAGGACGAACUCUCUUUCUCCAAGGGCGACAUCAUCAGUGUGAGCAGGCAGGAGGAUGGGGGCUGGUGGGAGGGCUCGUUCAAUGGCAAGACUGGGUGGUUUCCCAGUAACUAUGUACGGGAGCUGAAAGGAAGCGACAAGACAUCAGACAAGCCAAAGUCUGGGACAUUGAGAAGUCCCCCGAAAGGUUUUGACACCAGUAUCAUCAGCAAAACCUACUACAAUGUGGUCCUACAGAACAUCUUGGAAGCAGAGACUGAAUAUUCGAGGGAGCUACAGAGUCUCCUGGGAUCAUACCUGCGUUCACUCCACCCGACAGACAGACUCAGCAGUGUUGACAUUAGUCACAUUCAGGGAAAUCUGGAGGAGAUCUCAACUUUCCAGCAGAUGUUGGUUCAGUCCUUGGAGGAGCACACAAAACUCCCAGAGAAUCAGCAGAUGAUAGGAGGGUUUUUCCUGAGUCUGAUGCCCCAGACGAAGAUCCUCUAUUUGGCCUACUGCUCCACCCAUCCAGCUGCUGUCAAUGUACUCACCCAACACAGUGAGGAGCUGGGAGAGUACAUGGAGUCAAAGGGGGCGUCCAGUCCAGGGAUCCUGACCCUGACCACCAGUCUGAGUAAACCUUUCACGAGAUUGGAGAGAUACCCGACCCUGCUCAAAGAACUGGAGAGACACAUGGAGGACCAGCACCCUGACAGAGCUGACCUCCACACUUCUAUGAUGUCCUUUAAGAGCCUUGCAGCUCAGUGCCAGGAGGUAAGGAAGAAGAAGGACCUGGAGUUACAGAUUUUAACCGAGCCAAUCAGAAAUUGGGAGGGGGAUGACAUCAGAACCCUCGGCCCUGUUCUCCACAUGUCCCAGGUCACGGUCCACACUCAGAACUGUCAGGAGUUAAAUGAACGCUACCUCAUCCUCUUCCCUCACACUCUGCUCGUGCUUUCUGCAAGCCUGAGGAUGAGCGGAUUCAUCUACCAGGGGAAGAUGCCUCUGUCAGGAAUGCUCAUCUCCAGAAUAGAAGAUGGAGAAAACUUGAAGAAUGCUUUUGAAAUAUCUGGUGGCCAGUCCGAGCGGAUGCAGGUGGCGUGCAACAGUCAGCAGGAUCUACAAGACUGGCUGGACCUUCUCACCAAACACACACACACUUCGGCCACGCAAAGACACUCACACAGGACUCAGUCUGUCUGUCACACAUUGCCCUCCCACCCCGUCACUCCUUCCAGACACUCAGAGUCUCGUGCAGGGAGCAGCGGACACACCUACCACACUCUUCCCCAUCCUUCAUCAUUUGGGACAGGCCUCAGCAGCAGCCCCAUGUGGGGCCCCCUGGAGCCUCCGAGUACCCCCAAACCCUGGAGCCUCAGCUGCCUUCGCCCUGCGCCUCCACUGCGGCCCUCCGCUGCUAUCUCCAACAAGGAGGAUAUUAGUAAGAGCCCUAAGAAUAUGAAGAAGCUGCUCCCUAAGAGGAAGCCAGAGAGGAAACCCUCAGAAGAAGACUUCACUGUCAGAAAGAGUACAGCAGCUUUAGAGGAGGACGCUCAGAUACUGAAAGUGAUUGAGGCCUAUUGUACCAGCGCUAAGACACGGCAGACUCUCAACUCCAGCUCCAGCAGGAAGGAUGUUCACAUGUUGUUCCCUGAGGAAGAGAAGAUUAUUGUGGAGGAGACCAGGAGCAACGGACAAACUGUAAUGGAGGAGAGGAGUCUGGUGGACACGGUGUACAGUCUGAAAGAUGAAGUUCAGGAGCUCAAACAGGACAACAAGAGGAUGAAGAGGACGCUGGAGGAGGAGCAGCGAGCACGGAAGGAGUUGGAGAGGAUCAUAAGGAGAGUACUGAAGAACAUGAACGAUCCAACUUGGGAUGAGACUAACCUCUGAGAUUAAUAUAUGCCUGAUCAUCAUGGACAAGACCAAUUUCUGACUUUCAAAUGACCAAAUGACUUAAGAACUGUUGGUCCACCUGUGUGGGAUCUGAUGGCCAAUAAUGAUAUUUAUGGACAGAAGCUGCCCAAUGCUGACAUUCAACAUCUCUUCACCAUUUCCACUUGCUUUGAUCUUCUCAGUGACCUGUGUUACCAAACUGUGGACCAAGAGAAAAUGCCUGCCAGCCAUCAGCAAAACCAUCCCAACUGACCAUAAAGCUGUGAAAUCAAAUGAGCUGGUAGGCAUUACGACAUCACUUCCUGUUAGUCUCCUUUUCUUUUUUAAUCUUCAGAGCAGAAGAAGAAUUACUUUUGUUGUUUAAUUGUAACAACAUCUUUCAAUCAUCACUGCAAUUAUGAGCAUUAAUUAUAAUAUUUCAGUAUUAUUUUACUGAACUGAUGCAUGAAUAAGAACACUACAUUUGUUUAUAUGUUUCAGGAAGAUAUAAUGGUAUGUGAAUGAAAUUUAAAUAUACUUUUUUUCACACUUUUCACAGUCAAUAAACUUCAUGUAAAAUCAUCAAAUUAUUAUGAAAAUCAACAUUUAAAUUCUAUUUUAUGAUACAUGUUGUUGAUUCACAGUCUAAUAAUCUAUUGGUAUAAAAACAAAAUGUUAUAGGGCAUUCUGUUUUUAGUUCAGUGAGUGUGCUCAGUCACUACAUCUUUAAACUAAACCUGCAUUUACCAGCACUUAUUACUGUGAGUGACCUCGUGUGUUAUUCAGGUUGAAUUUUGGUUUGAAAAGUAUAACAGCUGUGAUUAAAUAGACCACCAUAUUAUUUAAUGGAUCAACAUGCCAAAACAAGACUUGAUGCGAUAUAUAGAAGGCAGCAAAGAUUUUACUUAUUUUGAAUAAUAUGUAUUUUUAUUUGGCUUUUUAAACGUAGAUAGAUGAACUACCAGUGAGUGGCUCCAGAGAACUGGACUUAAUAUCAAUAUCCUUGUUGAUUAAUUUUUUGACAGUUAUUCCACUUCUGCAUAUAAAUCAUUGUGUGGAGGCUAAUGCUAAAGAUAAAAGGACUGAUCUAAUGUAAAGUGUAAAUGAUACAGAAACAUCUCAAUAUGAAGUAAAUGGAAAAUCAUCCUGUUCGUGUUAAAGGGAAGCUGGAGAGAGAUUUUCUCAGGAAAUAUUAUGACCAUCAGGGAGUCUCAACUUUCAGAUUUCAUAUUCUUGCUAAUUGACCCUCAAAGCAAUAUUUUAAAAUGCAGGAAACAUGAUUUUAGAAUUGCAUUAUUUUCAAAUAUAGUUAUGCAUGUGACAUACUUUCCAAAGGAUUUGAAGUUAAAGAAAACAUAAAAGUCUAGAUAACAGGACAGUAUGGGCGCAUCUAUUAUAUAUAUAUA